GUACAACCAGUCAAAGUGCGCCAUUAGGACACUACCAGGUGUUUGCAUGUCCCUCUCUUGCGUCUGUCGCUCACUUCAGUGCUGCUCUUUCUCUUUGUGCGCGCAGUAAAUCAGAUCGAUACGGCACACAGCUGAUCAAACAGAUCUGCUCUCCAGCUCACAUCACCUGCUGCCUGCUUGCUGCUGUCGCAAGAGCUUCCUCUGACACAGUUGGGCCUGUGUGAUGCAGUAGUCUGUCAAGCCAGGACCUCGCUUGAGUUCUCCAGAAUGAGCUCCUCCCCUGGUCCAGUCCCUGCGUCAGUCUCCCCUGCCCUGGCCGAUCGAGGGGACUCGCCUAACCUCUUACCCCGUCUGUACACUUCCCCACUCGGCAUGGACAACCAGACCAUCUGCAUUCCAUCUCCGUAUUUGGAAGCCUGUCAGGAUUAUUCACCGCCGCACGGGGGUGAGUUCAACCAUGGAGCUUUAACACUCUACAGCCCGGUGUCCUCCGCAGUGCUUGGGUACCCUCAUCCCCCCGUGUCUGAAAGCCUGGUCCCGCUCAGUCCCACAAUCUUCUGGCCUUCCCACACCACACACACCGCGCUGUCUCUGCACUGCCCACCUCCACUGGCCUACAGCGAAACAUUCCCACACACUGCCUGGGAGGACGCCAAGACACACACGUUUAACCAGAGCAGUUCUGUCCUUACUCAUGCAAAGCUGUUAGGGCAGCAAGUGGAAGGUGCUGAUGGCUUGAAUCCUUCUCCAGGCAUUGUGGGUAAAGGAGACACGCACUUUUGUGCGGUGUGUCAUGACUACGCCUCUGGGUAUCACUAUGGUGUCUGGUCAUGUGAGGGGUGCAAGGCUUUCUUCAAACGGAGCAUUCAAGGACAUAACGACUAUAUUUGUCCAGCCACCAACCAGUGCACCAUUGACAAGAGCCGACGCAAGAGCUGCCAGGCCUGUCGACUCCGCAAGUGCUAUGAAACGGGCAUGAUGAAGUGUGGUGUGAGGCGGGAACGCUGCAGUUACCGUGGUGCUCGUCAUCGUCGAAACCCCCAGAUCAAAGACAGCUUGGGCGGGGCGUUAGGGGUCAGAGGUUGUUCCCAGCAUAAUUUAGAAAUUCCUCUCAAUCCCACUGAUCACCUCUUCCCUUCUGGGGGCAGAGCUGAGGGGUGUGUCCUGAGCUUCUCCCCUGAGCAGUUGGUGAACUGUAUUCUGGAGGCGGAGCCUCCUCAGAUUUGCCUGAAAGAGCCAGUGAAAAAGCCGUACACUGAGGCCAGCAUGAUGAUGUCACUCACCACCCUCGCUGACAAGGAACUGGUGCUCAUGAUCAGCUGGGCCAAGAAGAUACCAGGUUUCGUGGAGCUGACGCUUUCAGAUCAGGUGCAUCUAUUGGAAUGCUGCUGGCUGGAUAUUCUGAUGUUGGGAUUGAUGUGGAGAUCUGUGGAUCAUCCCGGGAAACUCAUCUUCUCACCCGACCUCAAACUGAACAGGGGUGAAUGGAAUUGUGUUGAAGGCAUCAUGGAGAUCUUUGACAUGCUGCUAGCCACCACCUCCAGAUUCAGAGAACUGAAGCUACAGAGGGAGGAAUACGUCUGUCUCAAAGCCAUGAUCCUUCUCAACUCCAAUAACUGUUCAAGCUUGUCACAGACUCCUGAAGGUGUGGAGAGUCGUGGGAAGGUUCUGAGGCUGCUGGACUCUGUGACUGACGCUCUGGUUUGGAGCAUCUCCAGAACGGGCCUGUCCUCUCAGCAGCAGUCCAUCCGGCUCGCCCAUCUGCUGAUGCUGCUCUCACAUAUUCGACACCUCAGCAACAAAGGAAUUGAGCAUCUGUCGAGCAUGAAGAGAAAAAACGUGGUGCUGCUGUACGAUCUUCUGCUGGAGAUGCUGGACGCCAACACGUCCCAGAGCAGCCGGAUGCUGGCGACACGUACAGAAACCUCUCUCCGGCCGGACACACAACAGACCCCAGAGAUCCUCCACACAUCCAGACCGCAGCCUGCACCGAGAGAGAGCGACCAGGAGACCCGGCACAGUCCACAUGCUGAAGAGACACUGCACUGUAGGACAUUGGACAUGGACACAGACUGACAAUCUUUCUUCUGUAUGGUAAUUGAAUUCGGACCAUCCAUACUUUUGUUCAAGCCGCUUGUAUGGUGUAGGGGAUUCGAACCAGACCUGUGAUCAAUGACAACCUGAACCAAACAGGGCUUUCAUAUGGCGUUUAGUCCUACUUCAACACAAUACAGUUCGAACUAUAUUGUUUCCUUUUUUGCCAUAAUGUCAUCCUGAAGAGAAUUUCAUCUCAUCCAAACCAAUCUCAAUCUUGUUCAAGAAAUCACAAAUGCUAUCUUUUUAAGGCUGUAUCCGGUUCUGUAUAACGUGAAAUGUGUUAUUUCUGUGCCACUAAUAGCA
Messenger RNA from Rhinichthys klamathensis goyatoka, 2400 nucleotides. RefSeq names its product estrogen receptor 2b (gene esr2b). The transcript is spliced from 10 exons. The record is from RefSeq and is a predicted model, not a curated record. Gene Ontology annotation, cellular component: nucleus. Gene Ontology annotation, molecular function: zinc ion binding; nuclear estrogen receptor activity; steroid binding. The coding region runs from base 268 to 2076 and encodes 602 amino acids. Lineage: Eukaryota; Metazoa; Chordata; Actinopteri; Cypriniformes; Leuciscidae. Gene Ontology annotation, biological process: estrogen receptor signaling pathway; cellular response to estradiol stimulus; regulation of DNA-templated transcription.